AUCUGCACACAUCAGACCGGAAGAUGGGAAACUGAAAGUAGAUCUUCGGCCUCUGCCUGCGCUGAUACGUCGCCUAAGGCUAGGCCUAUUCGAUCAAGAAGCUUUUCUGCUGUCUACUUGCUGCCAAUCAUAAGUCCCAAGUUUGGUCUUGGACUAAAUUCUAGAUCUAGAUCUAGUGUGGUGGCGGAUCUGGCACUUGCUGGACCUCGCAGACAUCAAAAGCUUGGGUCAAGUUGAAGACAAGGAUUUUUUUUUUAAGAGCAAGAGAGAGAGAAAGUGAAAGGACAGAGGAUAGUAUCUGUUGUCAGCAAUGGACGCAAAGGAGAUAAAGGCCUGCCUGAAAGCAGCACGUGAGUCCAUAAGGACAAAAGACUUCAAGGAAGCUUUGAAGCAGUGCAAGGCCAUACUAGCAGUGGACAAGAACAACUACAAUGCGCUGGUGUUUGUUGGCGUGGCAGCCGAGGGGAUGGACCAGCCCGACCAGGCUCUGAAGGCGUACAAACGGGCAACGGAGGAGGCUCCAGAACAGCUGCUGGCCUGGCAGGGUUUGAGCAGUAUGCUGGACAAGAAGGAAGAUUUGCUGAGUGCAGAAGAAGCUGCUGAUUUGUACUCUAAACUUAUUGAGCUCAAUGCCAGUGACUCUUCAAAACAGACACCCUACAUGUCUAAGCUGGCAGAUUUGUAUGUGAGGACCAGUCAGGAAGAUAAGGCUGUUGAUUUGAUUUCAAAAUUGCUGACUCUUGAAUCAGAUGAGGAGAAGAAGAGGAAGUGGAACAAGACGUUGAUAACUCAGCUGUCUCCUCAAGCUCCAAAACUGCCAGACGAGAGACUCACUCUGUAUGAAAAGGCUCUCAAAGAUGUUCUGGACGAUUCAUCAGUUUUAACCCCAGAGGAAGUUGACAACUUUACUCAGCUGCUGCUGGUUAUCACUUCACAGAAAAAAACAGAAGUUUUGAGAGAAAGCUGUAACAGCUUGAGACAAAGGUUUCCCAAUGCUUCUCCACCCUUGGAACUUCUUCUGCAGUGCUAUAUUGAUGAGAGCAUAGGUGACAGCUCUCCACCUGCAGAAACUGUUGAGAAAAUCAAGGACUUGACGGCUGAGCUACUGACACUGAAACCUUCCUCAGUCAUAGCCAAAGUGGGUUCAGCGUUUCAAGCCAUCAGGCUCCGAAAUGGGAUGCAGGCUAGAGAUUUUCUUCAAGAUGCAAAUGAUGAGUGUAUAAGUGGACUGUACUACCUGAGCAGGGCUCACCUCUGUCUGCAUUCCUAUGAGAAAUGCCUUAGAGUUUGCGAAAAAGGCAUAGCAGCGUGUAACUCCGCCCGGCGUGUCCUGUGUGCCCCUACCUCAAGUGUCGUGCGUCAGUUCCAGCUGGUUCAGGCCGCUGCCCACAGGGAGAUCGGCACGGCUGAUGCCUUUGAGAAAGCACUGGCUAUCCUGGACGAGGUUCAGGAACAGUUCCCAGCGCAAGCAUCUCUCACCAGAGCUUACAUCAAGCUGGAUCAAGGGGAGCUGGAAGAUGCUGAGGAAUGUGCAAAGAAUUUGCCAGCGGACCAGAACUCAUCGAAGAUCUUGAGAGCCCUCAUCCAAGUUGAAAAAGGACAGCAAACUGAAGCUUUGAAACAACUGCAAGACGCAGUGGCGAGUGAUCCAGAGGAUGCUGUGGCCACGCUGCAGCUAGGAAAACUACUGUGGGAACUGAGAGACUCCAAGGAAAUGAACCUCAACAUACAGCAGUGUUUUACCACUUUGCUUAAGGCUGCGAAGCUGGAUCCCUACAAUUAUGAGAGUUUCCUUUACAUCGGUCACUUCUACAAGCUAGUACAGGGAGAUGCAGUGAAAGCGCGGCGAUGCUACCAGAAGGCGUACGACCUCAGUGGAGGGAAGGACGAGCCUGGCUCUGCUCUCGUGGACACACUUAUGGAGCUGGGGGAGGAGAGCCAGUCCAUAAAGAUAUUGGAGAAUGUCACUGCGAAAGCUGCUGCUGGAUGUGCCAAGUGGGCGUGGCUGAGACUAGGCCUGCACCAGACAAGACAAGAGGAUCCCACCACAGCCAUCGCAUCCCUACAGUCUGCACUGCGAGCUGACCCCAAUGACAACCAUGUGUGGGAGUGUCUGGCAGACGCUUACUUCCAGAGGGGAAGUUUCACAGCUGCUCUAAAGGCUUUCACCAAGGCAUCUGAGCUGGACCCAGAGUCUCUCUACUGUCAGUAUCAAAUUGCCAGCAUCAAGCAAACCCUGGGGUCCCUGUCUGAGGCUGUCCAGGAGUACAAGCAAGUCCUUGGCAUGUCGGCUCACUAUGUGCCUGUUCUGAAGGGUUUGGGUGAGUCCCUCAUACAACUGGCCAAACACAACGUCGGUCGUUGUUUGGAUGGGCUGGCUCAAGAUUAUGCUGAGGAAGCUCUCUUGUAUCUGACAAGGGCAGCAGCCCACAGGCCGGACUUGUCGUGUUUGUGGAAACUGAUGGGAGAAGCCUGCACACUGACACACUGCCUGGCCUCAGACGCUUUCAGAAUUCCUGCAAAACUUGUCGGAAAGAGUGCAUCAGACUCUGGUCUACAGACUGUCAACAAGCAACAGCUUUUGGAGAUUGGUGCAAGGUGCUACAGUCAAGCCGUGAAGAUCCUCCCAGACCAGAGUGCCCUCUGGCACGACCUUGGGAUUAGCUUGUACCGACAGAGCCAGGUUCUGGUCGCAUCAGGCGAGGUCACGUUGAGUUUGGCAGUGCUGCAGAGAGCCAAGCAGGCAGUGAGGAAAGCCCUCAGUCUCGAGCCCAAGGACUGGAGACACUGGAACAUCCUGGGAGUCCUGGCCUGCUGCAAAGAGGAUGAAAACCUUGGACUAGCCCAGCACUGCUUUAUCAAGUCCAUCGGAUGCGAAAGCUCUAAUGUUGUGGCUUGGAGCAAUCUAGGAGCACUGUACUUAAGCCAGUCAGAGAUUAAGCUAGCUCACGAUGCCUUCAAGUCAGCCCAGAGUGUGGACCCGACGUACGUCGCCUGCUGGGUGGGGCAGGCUUUGAUUGCUGAAGUCGUUGGCCACGAAGAAGCGAUGGAUCUGUUCCGACACACGACAGAGCUGGGAGUACACCUGGAGAGUGCUCUGGGCUAUGGUCAGUGGGUGGUGACCACACUAGGAGACCAGGAGAAGAGGUCGUCAGAGCUGUUCCACUACUGUAUACAGCAGAUGGCCGCUGUGCCUGCAGCCUGCGACGCCCUCAUUAGAUACACAAGUCGUAUCAAGACAGAUUCUGUGGCCUACAACAUGCUUGGGUUGUUGCUGGAACACCAGAAAUUUUUCCAAUCUGCAACAGAGGCUUAUGAAAAGGCUCUGGUGUUGUUGCAAGAUGGGGCUGAUCAGUCCAGGGUAAAUGAUGUGAGGCUGAACCUAGCCAGAAAUUUGUGCUCUCAUGGCAAGUACGACGAGUCUGUCAGUUUGUAUGGCCAGUGUGACCUGUCGGCACAGAUGGAGCACACGUGUCUGUACGGGCUGGCCUUGUAUCACUCGGACAAACUUGUUGAGGCUUUCAAUGUUUUAGAGAAGGCACUGGAGCAGGCACGCUCAGAUCAAGAACGCUCCAACGUGCACGCGGCUCUGGGCAUGGCAGCCUACAAGUUCAAGGAUAUGGAUGGAGCUAAGUCACAGCUGUUUAGCAGCUUCCAGACGUCGCAGCCAUCGGUCCAGGGCCUCCUGGCUCUCUGUGCGCUGGGUCUGCUGCAAGGGGACCUCACUCUGGCCUCGGCUGUGCUGGAGGAACUCUCCAAGCUCGGAGACAAGGACAAGUACCUGCGACAAAUCGCAUUGCUCUGUCUCUUCAGGUUUAUGGCUCAGAAUGACAAAGCUGGCGGGGAGACGUACAUGCGUGAGUUGGUUGAGACCUACCCAGAGGAGGCGAGCUUGUGGUCACUAUUGUCCAGCUACAUCCUGCUGGUCAGCCCAGACCAGGGUCCUGCUGCCUCGGAGUGCUGUGUCACGGCACUCAGCCUCGGCUCUGACGCUGACUGUUUGAAUGACGUCUUGCUACAGUGCCGGGCUCAGAUGUUGGCAGGUCACCACAGUCGACAAGACAGAAGCAAGAACGCUCUGAGGUCAGCCCAGAGGGCUUUCCACCUUAACCCAGGAUCAGUGUCAGCCCAGAGUACGUUUGUGAGUGCUGUGCAUGCGGAGGCGGUGCUGAGGCUGGCGUUACACGGAAACUCUGACCUUCUCCAGGUUGAACAAGAUUUGCUUUCUCUCCUUUUGAAUAAAGAAGAUUUGUCUCCUGAGCUAAAGACUUGGUUCCUGCAGCACUCAGUGGUCAACAGGAUUUUGGCCGGUGAUGUCCAGAUGGCAACAGCUCAGGCCAAGCUUCUCUCUGAGUUCCCAGACCCGACGUCUUUCAACAAACUUGUGCAGAAUUCUCUCACGUCUACCGUGGACUCUGGCCUGGACCAUGUCUCUGAGGCAAACAGUCUCCCGUUAGUGUUGGCCAUUUCCCUGUUGAUUGACCAAGGCAAGUUUACAGAGGCUGUGGCAUUGUUGAAACAGUUUGUGAAAGGAAAAGAAGAAAAAAUAAGUGCUGCUUUCUACAAAAGCUUGUUGGAAAGAAGUGCCUUCAUCUCGUACAAAGGCCUGCAGGAAUCUGACAGUGAGGUAUUGAAAGAGAAUCUCGACACAGUGGCCCAGACGUUUAAACAGAAGGAGAUCUCGUCUACUAUUGUGAACGCUUUACAGGCCAUGAGGACAGAGGACAAUAAAAGGUUAGCCAAGCACCUGUUUGCCACAGCUCUGGACCAGGUGGAUGCUGGCACGGACGUCGGAUAUGUCAGCUCUCUGUCCAGGCAGGGCCUCGUGUCGCUUCUGUGGGACUCGGCCAAGGACUCCGACCAACAGCUGGUCAAGGCCUUGUUAGAAGACGGCAAAGCCUCCAAGGACUCUGGCCUAGAUAGGCUCGUGAAGGAGCUGAAGGCCAAUAAAUAGAUGACUGGACGUCGCAUCCUCGGUUAUUUCUGGUCUGGAGAGGAAUGAAGCAGCCAUCGAUGACACUGAUCUGUUGAUAAGCAGAUAAGAGGACCUCGCUCCUCUCAAGAAUUAGUUUAAACAAUCUCCCUAUAAUUUGUUUUGGAUGCUUUCUGAAAUCUAUACACUUUUCUUAUGAACCCUUAUCAGAGGUUCAGGUACAAAUAAAGAAAUUUACAAACUA
This is a messenger RNA of Aplysia californica (California sea hare), 5177 nucleotides long. Its product is annotated as tetratricopeptide repeat protein 37. Lineage: Eukaryota; Metazoa; Mollusca; Gastropoda; Aplysiida; Aplysiidae. Gene Ontology annotation, molecular function: protein binding. The record is from RefSeq and is a predicted model, not a curated record. The transcript has 46 exons. Gene Ontology annotation, cellular component: Ski complex. Bases 311 to 4954 code for a protein of 1547 amino acids.